Lathyrus sativus (Indian pea) is the source of this 1668-nucleotide messenger RNA. The record is from the annotation of a GenBank genome assembly. NCBI's taxonomy places the organism in Eukaryota, Viridiplantae, Streptophyta, Magnoliopsida, Fabales, Fabaceae.
AUGAAAGAAGAUCUGGUUGAGUGUUCUAAAGGUUUCAACAUACCUUUAACACCGGUUAGUUUUCUAGCACGAGCAGCGUCGUUGUAUGGUGACAAAAUUUCAAUCAUCUAUGGUGAUCAUGUUAGAUUUUCAUGGAGACAAACCUAUGAAAGAUGUGUUAAACUUGCUUCUGCUUUGGUCAACUUGGGAAUUUCUCAUGGUGAUAUUGUAGCAACUUUGGCACCAAAUAUUCCAGAACAGUAUGAGCUUCAUUUUGGUGUACCAAUGGCAGGUGCUAUUAUUUCUGCACUAAAUCCUAAACUUGAUGCAGCAACAUUAGCAAUAAUAUUGGAACAAUUAGAGCAUUGCAAAAUCAUAUUUGUGGAUUAUGAAUUUAUUGACUCUGCCCUCAAUGCAACAAAAUUAAUCUCCCAAAAAAAAUUAAAGCCACCUCUUAUUGUGCUAAUCCAAGAUUAUGACCUAUUACUGAAAGAUUUACCACAAGGUACAUUAAUCUAUGAUGAAGUUCUUGAAAAGGGUCAAUCAGAUUUUAACAUUUUAUUGCCUAGCAAUGAAUGUGAACCUAUAUCAGUUAAUUUCACAUCAGGCUCAACAGGAAUUCCAAAAGGAGUUGUUUAUAGUCAUAGAAGUGUUUAUCUAAAUUCAAUCGCGACGAUUACUCGUUUCGACGUGAAAAUUAUGCCGGUUUUUCUAUGGACAGUUGACAUGUUUAGAUGCAAUGGAUGGUGUUUCAUUUGGUUAAUGCCUGUUCUUGGUGGAACAAAUAUUUGUGUUAGAGACAAUUUUUCAGCGAAAAAUAUUUCUGAUGCAAUUUGUUUUCAUAAGGUGACACAUUUCUGUGGUGCACCUAUCCUUUUGGAAAUUAUUGCAAAUUGUGAUGUGAUUAAGCCUUUUUCCCAUAAGGUUAGUGUCACGGUUGCAGGUAUAUUACCGUCGUUCAAAAUUCUUAACAAAGUGGCAGAGAUUGGAUUCGAUGUGAAUAUCAGUUAUGGUAUGACGGAAGUAUUAGGCCCGGUUAUUGUGAGGAAGUGGAAAAAGAAUUUUGAUGAUGAUGUUACAAAGUUUAACUAUGUUGAAGAAGGUGUUAUAGAUUUUAUGAUGGCAGAGGUUGAUGUGAAAGAUCCUAGUACAAUGAAGAGUGUUCCUUGGGAUGGAAAAAACAUAGGUGAGAUUAUGUUUAAAGGGAAUACUUUGAUGUUAGGGUAUCUCAAGAGUUCAAAAGUGAGUGAUGAAGCUUUUAGGGAUGGUUGGUAUAGGACUAGGGACCUUGGUGUUAGGUUACCUAAUGGUUCUUUUAGUUUGAAGGAUAGAGCAAAAGAUGGUAUUUACUGUAAGGAUGAGUUUGUGAGUUCAUUAGAGGUUGAAGGUGUGUUGAUGAACCAUCCAAAGGUUUUGAAAGUGGCUGUUGUUGGGGGGUUUUGUGAGGGUUUGGUGGAGUCACCUUGUGCAAUUGUGAAGUUGAAGGAGGGUUGUAGUGCUAAUGUUGAAGAUAUUAUCAAGUUUUGUGAAGAUCAUUUGGAUGUUCAUAUGGUUCCUAAGAGUGUGGUGUUUGGUGAUUUGCCUCUUAAUUCGACUGGGAAGGUGCAAAAGUUUGUUAUUAGAGAAAAAAUUAAAAAUAAUGGGUGGUGUGACUCAGUUAAUCUCUUGAGUAGGAUAAACCCGCAAUGA